AUGGAGAAAGACACGCACAAGGUGGUCGGCUCAAGCGCUCAAGACCUGAGUCCACGUGAUACAAUCUACGCAAAUGCGCCAACCGUAAACGUUCAAACGCUCAAGCUAGCGCUCAAGGACUCUAACCGCUCCACAAAAACAUUUUGUUCUUACGAAUUCACGUCUCUGGUAUUAAAGGUUGACGACUCCCAGCCAAACGUUGAGCAUCGCAAACCUGCUUCCACUCUGCUGGCAAAGCCCCGGCCUCCACCGCUUCCAAACUUCCAAGGCCCCGCCGAAUUGACAGAUGGCGCAAAGGCAGCCAAGAAGACAGUCCAAUCGAACACUCGUAUCUCCAACAAGGUAAUGGCUAACGAGACAAUGUCAGUCGACCACGGCAAGGCCAUUGAGACUGCGCUUGGCUCUGUGGAUAGCUUCCUUUUCUCCAGCGAGCUUGGUUGCCUGUCUGAUAACAAGCAAGCACACAAUGGCCAGUCGAAGAAGAGCAUGUGCAAGAGGCAUAUUGUCAGGCUUAUCACGGAGAUGCGAGUAGCGUCAGCACCGGCUCUUUGGGCUGUACAGCUGCUCUGGAGGUUGGUAUCAAAUCAACUCAAUCCAGGGGGAGGCGGGAUCAAGAUGCAGCUCAUGAGUCUUGCAAUGGCGGAGGCGACGAGGUUGUUUGGCAAAGUGUGGAGAGUUCUCGUCAGUAGGCGCGCAUCCACUGCUGGCAGAGUGCUGGCCUCCACCGCUUCCAAGGCCGAAAUCGACAGUGGCAACUAA
This is a messenger RNA of Laccaria bicolor S238N-H82, 759 nucleotides long. RefSeq lists its product as uncharacterized. The coding region runs from base 1 to 759 and encodes 252 amino acids. The transcript is spliced from 7 exons. The record is from RefSeq and is a predicted model, not a curated record. Lineage: Eukaryota; Fungi; Basidiomycota; Agaricomycetes; Agaricales; Hydnangiaceae.